This is a messenger RNA of Cucurbita pepo subsp. pepo (vegetable marrow), 779 nucleotides long. Lineage: Eukaryota; Viridiplantae; Streptophyta; Magnoliopsida; Cucurbitales; Cucurbitaceae. The record is from RefSeq and is a predicted model, not a curated record.
AAUUGAAAAUUCGCUCUCUCUCUCUCUCUCUCUCUCUCUCUCCUCUCCUCUGUUUUUUCCCCUUCUUUUCUCUCUCUCUCUCUCUCUCUAGACUUGUGAAGAACCCUUUUAAGCCUUUUCAUUUCAAAUUUUGAAGCAAAAAUUUCCAUUCAUCUUUAUUCAAAAUCCAAAAGAAACCAUGUCUUCUCCAAGCAAACGCCGAGAGAUGGACUUGAUGAAACUGAUGAUGAGCGAUUACAAAGUGGAGAUGAUUAAUGAUGGGAUGCAAGAGUUUUAUGUAGAGUUUCAUGGACCCAGUGAGAGUCCUUAUCAUGGAGGUGUAUGGAGGAUACGAGUCGAACUCCCGGACGCUUACCCGUAUAAAUCGCCUUCGAUAGGAUUCGUUAACAAAAUUUACCACCCGAAUGUUGAUGAGAUGUCGGGUUCGGUUUGUUUGGACGUUAUCAAUCAAACUUGGAGUCCCAUGUUCGAUCUUGUAAAUGUUUUUGAAGUGUUCCUACCACAACUUCUUUUGUAUCCCAAUCCAUCAGAUCCUUUGAAUGGAGAGGCUGCAGCCUUGAUGAUGCGUGACCGUGUUGCUUAUGAUCAAAGAGUAAAAGAAUACCGUGAAAGAUACGCCAAGGCAGAAGACAUAGUAGCUGCACCCGACCAAUCAAGCGACGAGGAACUAAGUGAAAAUGAAUCCGAGUCGAGCGACGAGGAAGUUGCAGGGAAAGCGGACCUCUAAGGGCUCAUUUGAAGUAGCUUCCACUGUACAAAAUGUGUCUCUGCUUGAAUGC